Messenger RNA from Phalaenopsis equestris, 1555 nucleotides. RefSeq names its product probable protein phosphatase 2C 35. Gene Ontology annotation, cellular component: nucleus; cytosol. Gene Ontology annotation, molecular function: cation binding; protein serine/threonine phosphatase activity. The transcript has 5 exons. The coding region runs from base 1 to 1293 and encodes 430 amino acids. Gene Ontology annotation, biological process: protein dephosphorylation. The record is from RefSeq and is a predicted model, not a curated record. Lineage: Eukaryota; Viridiplantae; Streptophyta; Magnoliopsida; Asparagales; Orchidaceae.
AUGGGUUGUGUGCAGGGGAAGUGCUGUUUUAGAUAUUGCCGUUGCUGCUGCUGUUGCUGUCGAUAUCCGUCUUCAACCUCGUGCUCUUCUGGCCGCGACGGCGGAGCCAUCGCCCAGGCAGGGCCGGGCCUCGUGUUGUCUGGAAGCCCGGUGGGCAUCGCCGCCGUUCCCUCUCACGGCCUCUGCCUCCAGUACUCUUCCCUUACACAGCGCGGCUACUAUCCGGACUCCCCUGACCGGGAGAACCAGGACGCCAUCUGCAUCAGGACCAAUGUCCAGGGAAAUCCUAAUCUGCACUUCUUCGGAGUCUUUGAUGGCCAUGGUCAGUUCGGCGCUCAAUGCGCAAAUUUUGUCCGGGAUAAACUGGUCGACAUCUUGUCCGCAGAUACCGAGCUGUUAGACGACCCUGUGAAAGCUUAUCAUUCAGCUUUUCUUGCAGUGAACACUCUUCUGCAUGACAGCGAAAUAGACGACUCAAUGAGUGGCACCACUGCUAUAACCGUUCUUGUUAGUGGUGAGACGCUGUUUGUUGCAAAUGUAGGCGACUCCAGAGCUGUUGUUGGUGUUUACGAAGGGGAUCGCUUGGUUGCUGAAGACCUUUCUCGCGAUCAGACUCCUUUUCGAAAGGAUGAAUACGAGAGGGUAAGACUAUGCGGGGCUAGGGUUUUGACUGUUGAUCAGGUGGAAGGGGUAAAGGAUCCUGGAAUACAGAGCUGGGGCGAUGAGGAGAAUGAUGAAGGGGAUCCGCCAAGGCUAUGGAUGCAGAAUGCCAUGUAUCCUGGAACUGCGUUCACUAGAAGCGUGGGUGACUCGACUGCAGAGAGCAUAGGGGUCAUCGCUGUUCCUGAAGUGUUGAAGUUCAAGAUCACGCCGCUUCAUUUAUUCUUUGUUAUAGCAAGUGAUGGCAUCUUCGAAUUUCUCUCAAGCCAGGCUGUGGUUGAUAUGGUGGGUAGUUUCAAGGAUCCACGUGAUGCUUGUUCCGCACUUGCCGCAGAAGCAUAUAAAUUAUGGUUGGAGCAAGAAAGCCGAACCGACGAUAUCACUGCUAUUGUUGUCCACAUCAAAGAUCUGUGUAAUCCUGAUACUGGAGUUUCUAAUGAAGCCACACAAAUGGUAAUGAAAGCCUCUGUUUAUUCUGAGAAAGCGAGAGCUGAGAAAUUUUUAUCUGCUGGGACAGAAAUUUGCCGUCCAAAUUUAGAGAAUUCCUUUGAGAUGCGGUCUUCUCGUGAUGCUGUGGCAGAAAGGUGUCCUGCAUGCGUUGUUCCUUCUUCUGAAAGCCAAUGUCCUUCAUAGCGUCAUUUUGCUGAACUGCCUUUAUUACACCUCACCGGGCAUUCAAUGCAUCCCUUGAGGAUUAGCACUGCCUGAAGCUGGGCUAAAAAACAAUCAUUAACUUCAAUUGCAAUACAUAACUGAGAAGAUGAACGCUUUCAGUGACUAAGGUUUGGCUUCUGUAAGUUUUAAUUUGAAUAACUUUGUAAUUAGUUCCUUGCACUGAUUAAUAGAUCUUUGAAAAUUGUAAAUUUUUUUCCUGCAAAUUAAUUAAUAUUUGAUU